AUGAACGACUCGACCGUACAAUGGAAAUUCUCCCAAGUCAAGGGCAACGUCGACGGCGACGAUGCGCAUACUGAAGGUUUUAAAGCCGACGUCAUAUCCUGUGUCGAAUUUUCGCAUGACGGCGAGUACCUGGCCACCGGAGACAAGGGCGGGCGAGUCGUCAUCUUUCAACGGGAUCAAAGUGGGAAAUACGUGAACGGCCGUCGCUCACGAGAAUACAACGUCUACUCCACAUUCCAAUCGCACGAGCCAGAGUUUGACUACCUGAAAUCGUUGGAGAUUGAAGAAAAGAUUAACCAGAUUAAAUGGCUAAAGAAGAAGAAUGCAGCAAACUUCAUCCUGUCGACGAAUGAUAAAACCGUCAAGCUAUGGAAAAUCUCGGAGCGCGAGAAGAAGUUGUCAGAAGAGUCGUGGAACGUGCCGCGACGGUUUGUAACGUCUUCCUCUCCUCCCAGGGGCCCCAACCCGAGCCAAUUCGGCGGUACCCUCAAGAUACCCCAGAUCGUGCCGAUGGAGCUGAUCGUUGAGGCGAGUCCACGCCGAGUGUAUGGAAACGCGCACACCUACCACAUCAACAGCAUAUCGGUGAAUUCUGAUGAGGAAACCUUCUUGUCGGCCGACGAUCUGCGCGUCAACCUUUGGCACCUGGAGAUCACGAAUGAAUCAUUCAACAUUGUCGACAUCAAGCCGGCCAACAUGGAGGAGCUCACCGAGGUGAUCACCGCCGCCGAAUUCCACCCGACGAAGUGCAAUGAAUUUGUCUACUCAUCGUCGAAGGGUUCCAUUCGGUUGUGCGACAUGCGCGACAAGGCCCUCUGUGAUCAACAUGCAAAGUUAUUCGAAGAGGCCGAGGACCCGCAAGCGCGCUCCUUCUUCUCGGAGAUCAUAGCGAGCGUGUCCGACGUCAAGUUCAGCCACGACGGGCGGUAUCUGCUCACGAGGGACUACUUGACCGUCAAGGUCUGGGAUCUGCACAUGGAAUCGAGCCCGGUGGAGACCUACCCGGUGCACGAGCAUCUUCGCUCCAAACUCUGCCAACUCUACGAAAACGACUCCAUCUUCGACAAGUUCGAGUGCGGCUGGAGUGGAGACGACAAACACGUCAUCACCGGAUCGUACCACAACCUGUUCCGGACGUUCUCCCGCGACGGCGGCGAGGCCAAGAUGUGGGAGGCGAGACCGGGCGACCCGCACACGCCGCUCCGGAAUCGACGGAUCCCUACGAGUGGGUCGACGCGGAAGAAGCGGAUUGGCCUGGCCAACACCGACGACGAGGAGCUGUCCCCGGAGGGCCUCGACUACACGCGCAAGAUUCUGCACGCCACGUGGCACCCGCAAGAGAACAUCGUCGCCCUGGCCGCCACCAACAACCUGUACAUCUUCUCGGAUGUC
This is a messenger RNA of Mesorhabditis spiculigera, 1392 nucleotides long. The record is from the annotation of a GenBank genome assembly. NCBI's taxonomy places the organism in Eukaryota, Metazoa, Nematoda, Chromadorea, Rhabditida, Rhabditidae.